This is a messenger RNA of Ichthyophthirius multifiliis, 1008 nucleotides long. RefSeq names its product sodium hydrogen, putative. Gene Ontology annotation, biological process: proton transmembrane transport. The record is from RefSeq and is a predicted model, not a curated record. Gene Ontology annotation, molecular function: sodium:proton antiporter activity. Gene Ontology annotation, cellular component: membrane. Lineage: Eukaryota; Ciliophora; Oligohymenophorea; Hymenostomatida. The transcript is spliced from 2 exons.
AUGACAAUUUUAUUAAUUAUUCCUUGGUUUAGUUAUUUAGUAGCUGAAGGACUUAAAAUGUCUGGUAUUUUAAGUAUUCUUUUUUGUGGUAUUACUUUAGUUAAAUAUACUUUACCAAUAGUAUCUGAAAACGCGAAAAAAACUAACUAAAAAUUAUAUAGUAAUUUAUCUUAUCAUUUCUAAAAUAUUGUUUUUUUAUUUAUUGGAGUUGGCUUAGUUAGUUUUGAUUUGGCAUGGGAGUAUAUAUUAUUAUUUAUAUGUUGUUUUUUUUUUAAUAUAUAUAAUAUAUAUAUGAAGAUUUGUUAAUAUUUAAGUCGUGUCUUUUUUUUAAAUAAUAGGAGAAAGCAUAAAAUUAAUAGUUCUUUUAAAUUCAUUUUAUGGUUUUCGGGUUUAAAAGGGUGUACUUCAUAUGCUUUAGCUAUGAACGCGAAUGAAAUUUUUAAAGAUAAUUAAUAAGGAAGAAUUAUGUUAACUAUAACUUUACUUUUUUCGAUUAUUAAUGUUUUUUUUUAUUUUAUUUUUUUAUUUUUAUUAUUAUUUAUUAAUUUUAAGAUUUUUAUACAUUCGUCAAUUUUUUAGUUUAUUUCAAAAAAAUAUAAUUCAAAGUAAAGUAAAAAAAAUAUUAUUUUUUUGAUUUUUUUUUUUAAAAAAAAACAAAAAUAAAGGAUGAGUGAAUAUUAAGAAAAUGAAUAAAAAAAUAUAGAAAUAGAAAACUAAAUAAAUGCAAAUAAAGAAUAUAAAGGUUUUUUUCAUUAAUUAAAAGAAACAUUUAUUAUAUUUGAUAAAAAUUUCUUGUAGAAACUAUUAUAUGAGUAUGAAAAAAUAAAUAUAAAUUUUAAUAUUUUUUUAAAAAAAAAUAGUGAUAUUUUUAAUCAAGAAAAUCAAGGAUAAAAAAAUAUUUUAGAAGAUUAGUAAAAUGAAGAAAAUAAAAAUUAAAACUCAAAUUUAGAUAAUAAUUAAGGUAAAAUAAAAAUAUUUUAUAUAUUUUAUUAAUAAAAAAAUAAGUGA